CCGAGCCACGCCAAGGGUGCCCUUGCCUUGCGGAAUCCAUCCCUUGCUUGUUGCAAACUAUCGUCCCGGCUGUCAGUCCGUCAUAUUGCUUCGCUAUAUCGAAACGUCGCCGUGGCUGCAAAUGUCGGAUCUUGAUAAAGAACUCGAAGCCCGUCUCCAAAGGCUCAAGAACAACAGCAUUGGAACUGCCGGCUUUCCGACCGAUGAUGAGCUCACAGACCGGCUGCGAAAGCUCACGGGGCAUGAUCCGAUUGCUCUGGCUCCUGGAUUACCCAAGACCUCUGCGGAAACCCCGCAAGUUGAUCCGCUUUCGGACCUGCUGGGUGAGAGCGAAGCACUGGAGCGGGAUCUCGAGCAACUCACCGUUCCAAGAUGCCCCGUCCCUGGCGACGUUGCCGAAGCGGUUCCACACUAUGUUGACUUUACCUCGCUUGUCCUAACGUCUCCCGUUGGAACGAUCAUGCCAACGCCGCCUGUGGACAAGACGAGAGCAAUGGCAUCGGAUGAGGUCUCAGAUCUUAUCCGUCAGUUCCAGAAAGAAGUGGAGCUGGAGCGCAAGUAUGGGCCGCUCCAGGGUGGCGGACUGGGCACGGCCCGCGAUGACGGGAAUGGAGGCGACGACGAGUUCCAGAAAAUGGCCGAAGAUCGACUCCGAAGUCUCAAAGAAUUCACGCUGGAUAAGAGUCCGGAGCCAGACGCAUCAGUAGACACCGCCGGAAAAGACCGUCCUGCAGUCGCCUCUGCCGGCCACGAGAGUCCAAGGGUCCAGCUCCGAACCCGCAAGAACGAGCUACAGGCACUCGGCGCUCCUCCCAAGCCCCCAUCGCUUUCAGAGUUCAAGGCCCAGGACGAAACCGAAAGUCGCCCGUGGUGCUGCAUCUGCAACCAAGACGCCACCUUGAUAUGCGAAAGCUGCGACGACGACUACUACUGCAGCAAAUGCUGGAAGCAGGGCCAUUACGAAACAACAGGGCUGGAUCCUGAGCUCCGGUUCCAUAUCCCAAAGAAGCUCGCCAAGUAGCAACGACACAGGCUCGAGCAUAGUAAGGUGAUGCAAGUGUGCGUCGCCAGCUGACCGGAAUGCUAUGGAGGGGUUGCUUCGAGGCGCUG
Messenger RNA from Polychytrium aggregatum, 1110 nucleotides. RefSeq lists its product as uncharacterized. The coding region runs from base 122 to 1021 and encodes 299 amino acids. NCBI's taxonomy places the organism in Eukaryota, Fungi, Chytridiomycota, Chytridiomycetes, Polychytriales. The transcript has 4 exons. The record is from RefSeq and is a predicted model, not a curated record.